Alosa sapidissima (American shad) is the source of this 9215-nucleotide messenger RNA. RefSeq names its product immunoglobulin superfamily, member 10 (gene igsf10). Gene Ontology annotation, molecular function: protein binding. The record is from RefSeq and is a predicted model, not a curated record. NCBI's taxonomy places the organism in Eukaryota, Metazoa, Chordata, Actinopteri, Clupeiformes, Clupeidae. Gene Ontology annotation, cellular component: extracellular region. The coding region runs from base 205 to 8286 and encodes 2693 amino acids. The transcript is spliced from 8 exons.
ACUAGGCUGGACCCGUGGCUCAUACACCGGACCAGACUUUGCAUUUCAAACGGAAUUCUUUGGAAAAACUUUUUUUACACCGGAGAGCCUACUUAUCAACUAGAUUACCACUGCGUCUUGUUUCAAGGCAUGAUUUAAAAGUAAUGUGGAUUAAGUGUUAAAGCAUAAAAUAGGAGUGAAUGCAACCACGCCUACUCCGUCAGAAUGAAGGCAUUACCCUCAGGACUGUCUUACCUGCGAUGGAAUCUCCUGGCGCUUCUGUUUGUUUUGGCGGCAAUGAUGUCGAAGGGCCGCGCCUGCCCGAGAUCCUGCGCGUGCUACGUUCCCACUGAGGUUCACUGCACUUUCAGAUACCUGACCGCAAUACCACGCGAGAUUCAGCCGGUUGUGGAACGAAUUAACCUGGGAUACAACAGCUUAGCAGUAUUGAGAGAAAACGAUUUUACCGGCCUGGAAAAUCUGGAACUAUUGAUGCUUCAUAGUAACACCAUCAGUAAUAUUGAAGACCGGGCUUUCAAUGACCUCAAGUCUUUGCAAGUGCUAAAGAUGAGCUACAACAAAGUAAAAGAAAUCAACAAAGACACGUUCAGUGGUCUUCACAGUUUGGUGCGCCUCCACAUUGACCACAACCAAAUCGAAUUCAUCAACCCAGAGACCUUCUAUGGUCUGACCAACCUACAGCUGGUCCACCUGGAGGGCAACCUCCUACAGCAGCUCCACCCAGACACCUUCAUCACCCUGCGCCAUAGCCAGGUGUUCAAGUUGUCCUCCGUGAAGAGCAUCUACCUGUCCGACAACGCCCUCACCAGCAUACCGGCAGACCUGUUCGCAGGCUGUUAUCAGCUGGAGAAUGUGUAUCUCCAUGGAAACCCUUGGUCUUGUGACUGCCACAUGGAUUGGCUGACCGAGUGGGCUGAAAAGAACCCUGGUGUGCUGAAAUGCAAACGAGACAAGAAGGCCUCUCACAGUCCAGCAUGCCCAGUGUGUGAAUCACCAGUUACUGCCCGAGGGAGAGGCCUGACUCAGCUUGCCCGUGACGACUUUACCUGCACCAAGUCCUGGAUCCACCCUUACUUGAAGCAGAGGAACUUCACGCUGGACGAGGACGACUUCACCCCAGUCUCUGCAAAGGACUUCAUCGCCCCCAUUGGCACGCUGCAAAUGAAUGUGACGGACGAGGUCCACAACGACGCCACCUUAGCUUGCGUUGUUCAGAGGCCAUCUGGGGUGGAGAAUCUGAACCUGACACAAAUGGGGGACGACGAGGAUGUCACCGUGCUGAGGGCGACCAUCAGCACGUCACUGGUCUGUAACAUCGACUACGACCAGAUUCAGCAGCUGUGGCGCGUUUUGGCCAUGUACAGCGAUACGCCUAUGAGACUGGAAAGGGGACUACUGCUGUCAAUGUCACCAGAGAUGACCUACAAAUACCGACAGGCCCGGCUGCCGGACGAGGAAAUUUACACUGAGGUUGAAGCAGAUAUCAAAGCCAAUCCGGCGUGGCUACUGCAAGGACAGAUUAGCCUGCAGCUGGACCGAACAACCACUACGUUCUCCACACUUCAUAUUAGGUACUCGUCGUCUGUCCAGUUGCGUGUGGACAGCAGAAACCUCCGCAGAGACAGGUACAGCUGGUCGAUGAUCAAACAGGAUAAUCAGACAAAGACGGAGCAUGCUGUUGUAACUGGCAGCACAGCGGUGCUCAACUGUGAGACAUUUGGAAACCCCAAACCCUCCAUGGAGUGGAUCUUGGCAGACGGCAGCAAGGUCAGGGCGCCGUACCAGAGCGAUGACCAACGGAUUACAAUCAGCGACUCGGGGAAGCUCACCCUGAGAUCGGUGGACAAAUCAGAUGCUGGGAUUUACCGAUGUAUUGCAACAAACUACCUGGAUGCCGACGUGUUGAUCUUUCGCAUUACAGUUUUGUCCCCAGAUGUGGAGGAGACAGAGGUGAAUGGGGUUCAGAUGACCCGCUCACUGGGCCAAAGCUUGCUCCUGGACUGUGGAUCUACUGGGAACCCUAGAGCUUCUAUUCAGUGGGUACUUCCUGAUCACUCAGUCUUGGACCAGACCAAUGGGAACAGACAUGUUUACAUUAAUGGCAGCUUGGGGAUACAGUCACUGACAGAGAGAGACCGAGGAUUUUACAGAUGUUUGUCCUCGAAUUAUCUCGGGGUGGAUUUGUUAACGUCCCAAGUGAGUAUUGCCGAUGAGGGGACAAAGCAAGUGCAAAUAAUAGAUUCCGAGGGCUCAGGGCUCAAUGAGAUUGAUGCCGACUCCGAGGAGACUGAGACCACUCACAGUGGACUUAUUUAUUCUAAGUCAUCUCAACGGACUAACCAGGAGUCAAGGACCAUCACCUCAGACAGGCCGUAUCCGAGGAAUAAGCCACCGCCCACCAGAGGAGGUCACAGGAGAGGUAACCCCUUAAGCAACAGGAGAAAAUGGGGAAGCAGGCGGGUAUUCGAUAAGGGAUCUCGAAGGGUGGAUCCUCAAAAAUUUGCAGAGUUCAUGAAGAAAGCUCAGUCUGGCCAAACAACAAACAAUGAGAUAGGGAAAGCCGAUCAGGAACAUGGAAACACCAAAACAGAUCUGGGGCUCUCUGGAGAUGGGGAUUUGGGUUCAGGAGAGGGUUUUUCUGAGGAUCAAAUUGUAGCGAUGCCAAAUGGUGUGGUGACAAUCACAGAAAUGCCAGAGACCAACCAGUAUGAUGAGGUAACAACCAAGGGAUCAGAGGACAGUCAAGAUAGCGCGAUGACAACCACAGACACUUAUGUGCAUUUAUAUGACAACCAGGAUGGACACAUGACAACCACUGAAUCUUUAGACAAAUAUGAGAGAGCUGUUAUGUCAACAACUGAAAUAUUAGACGAUAAUCAGGAUGGUGUUUUGAGCACUACUGAAUCCAUAGACAACAUAUGGAGUGAGGUUGUGACAAGAACGGAAUCCUCAGAUGACUCUCAGGACUAUGAAAUGACAACUACAGAGAAUCCAGUUGACUCUGUCACCAGUGCCAUCACAACAGCUGAGACUAGAGACAAAUUAACGCCUGGACCUCACCACAGGUCUGACAUCUCACCGGUGCUGUUCCCAGCUCUCGGUGUCACCACUAGCAGCUAUGACAUUCAAAGAGACGAAACAACACCAUUUGAAAAUAAACAUACUUACUCCAGGGGAUUCAGUGACAAUAGACGGUAUACUUUUCAAACAAGACCCAAAGACUCGUUUAAGCGACCAGUCACACUUAAGCUCACGGUGACUGAAUCCACUGACGAGAUGCAGCUCAUGUUCUCUGGCGACACACCUGAGUCUUCGACUGAGGGGAUGUCUAUUGUCAACAGCCAGAACCCAAAUGUCACUCCGAUGAUGGAUGGACUGGCCCCGAGACUGAAGCCAGUUGUUCACACGUCCACUGACCCUGACAGCCAGACUACAUUCACAGCUGUGACCACAACAGAACGUGAGCAAGACGAAAUCACCUUUCACACUACUCAGAGGAUCAAGUCUCACCGCCUUCCAGCUGGAUCCACCAUCAUCUCACGCCAACAGAUAGAAAUAAUACCUCCCCACAGGAGGAGGCCGGGACGGAGACGCAACUUCCCCAACAGGCGAAGAAUAAUUCGACCAAACAAGAUCACAGACAUCCAGUCCUACCUUGAUAAACUCAAGAAGCCUUCGGUCUCACAGAAGGGGGCGGCCACAGUGCCAUAUUCAGUAGAGCUCAGCACAGAUUGUGGAGAUUGUGACGACACAGCAGGUAGGAAGAAUACAGCAGAGGAAAGUAACACUAACAUUCACAGUUCUUCGCCUCAAAGAACGGAAAAGCCCAUCAGGGCCAAUACCUUCACAAGAUCUCCAGAGCAAUAUCCUGAGAAAAUAACACAAACAUUUACCUCAGGCCCUGUUACCCUGCACGUAAGAACUGAAGGAGCUAAUAGUUACAUGACUUCUGCAGAUGCCCCUGAUCUGGAACCAACACAAGAUCCGGUGGCAUAUCAACCAACAACCACUAAAGCUACUACAACUACAAAGUCAUCCAAAGUUAUUCGAGGUAAAAUACCCUGGCAUAAACUGUUUGGAACCAAAGAGGGCCAAAAAGAACUGCUAAACAGGCUUCGUAAACCAGUUAAACCAGCCACCACAACAACCACAACCACAGUCACAACUACAACUACAACCACACCUACAACUACUUCAGCAAUCCCAACCACUACCGAAGCUGAAAUGGAAACAACCUUCCUGCCAACUGUGGAGUCUCUUGUGGCACCAGUAACACUACCACCUGCCAUGUCUGAGAAAGAUCUUGAGACAUCAGGAUAUGACUCUGAAGACUCUUUCAGCACCAUAACAAAAGAAGAGUCGACCACGGCGACCCAGGCUCCGACCACACAGGAGACAACUACAACUGCUCCCACAUAUGGCUCCAGAUUCCCCUCAACCACGGACUCAUCCUCAAGUGCAAAGACUCUUGAUGUGCCACCAACAAUGAAGCCCAUAGAGGAGGCUGUUGAAUCCAGCUUCUCUGGUUCUGACUCUUGGGGUUCAGGAACAUGGACGCCCCGAAGGGUUGGGGGACAAAACAGGCGAUUUAGAGGGCGAGGGCGUUUCAGAGGCCGAAGGCCCAUGAGGAAACCCACCACAAAAACUCCAACCACAACAACAACAACAACAAUGGCAACAACAACGACAACAACAGAGGUGCCUACUACAACGACCGAGCUGCCAGAAACCUCCACUUUAAUGGAAACUACCACAUUAGUGCCACGGCCAGUAUCAAAGAGCCAUUCAGGAGGUGUGUCACGGCCACUCUACACACACUUCUGGGAGAAAGAGAUUGCUGUAGUGUCCUCCCCAUCUGGAACCAUGGACUCAUAUGGUGUAGAGUGGAGAAUCCCAUCAUAUUUCACCACCAAUCGGCCGAGGGAAUACACCACGUCAAGGCCCACCACACCCUCCAGAACCACUCCAUCCUCACGGCUGUAUGGAACCCCACGGUCUCGAGUGCAGACCAGCAGAGAUAACAGAAUGUACACCAAUGGCAGAGUGCCCCCUGGCAGGUAUGGGCAUUCCCCAACACAUAGACCUCCAGUCAGACCAGUGAGACCCACCAUGCCUGUCAUCACAGAGGGAUCUAAGAGGAGGACAGACACAGAAAGGACACUGACCUCUGUCAGGACAACAGACCUCCCAACAAAGCCAGAAUACACCAACAGGCCCUCCCUUUAUGACUAUGACGACGUUGAUAACACGUACGACCACCAGGCCAAAGAGUACGACACAACAACGUCCAUCAUUACGGAGCCAUCCACGGAGGAUAUGCCGGCCAAGCCGAGGAUUGUGGGGGGCAACGCUGCCAGCUUCACGGUGCUGUCGAACUCCGACGCAGUCCUGCCCUGCGAGGCGGACGGUAACCCCACACCCACCAUCAGCUGGAGGCGCUUCCUGACCAGCACAGAAUGGGUACUGCUUGGGACCACACUGACCGUAAGAGGAAAGAUGGGCAAGUUCGAGGUCCUCCAAAACGGAACUCUGUACAUCCAGGAUGUGAACAUAAAGGACCGGGGCCAGUACGUUUGUCUAGCCGAGAACGACUACGGCUCUGACAAGCUCAUCGUCACCCUGUCUGUGGUGGCGUACCCGUCGCGCAUCCUCGAGCCCAAGGUCCGAGACAUCAAGGUGCAUUCUGGGAACACAGUCGAGAUGAACUGCAAAACCGAGGGUCGGCCCACACCCCUGGUGUCAUGGAUCCUGGCCAAUCGGACGCAGGUGAGAGGCCAGGACACCGAUCACGGGCGAGUCUCGGUCACACCUGAGGGGACGCUGGUCCUCCGCCACGUGUCCGUGUACGACCGCGGUCACUACAAGUGCAUCGCCAGCAACGCCGCCGGGGUGGACACGGCCACCGUGCGCCUGCAGGUCAUCGCAGCGCCCCCCGACAUCCUGGAGGAGAAGCGACAGCAGCUCAGCGUCCGCUCCGGCGACGACCUGUGGCUGCCGUGCACGGCGAAGGGCACCCCCCAGCCCACAGUCCACUGGGUCCUUCCCGCUGGGUCAGUGGUUCACCCACAGCGCUACGCUGACCGGAGGUCCUCGGCGUUCGCCAACGGCACUCUCCACCUGAAAAGCGUGACGACAGCAGACAGCGGUGUGUUCGAGUGCAUCGCCAACAGCCCCGCCGGCUCAGAGCGGCGAGUGGUCACCCUCACCGUGGAGGCCACUCAGACUCCUCCGCAGAUCGUUGAGGUGUCCCAGAGGAGAACUGACCUCGAGUUUGGGGAUCAACUCCAGCUCAACUGCUCGGCCUCCGGGGACCCCAAACCCAGGAUCGUGUGGAGACUCCCGUCCAAGGCAGUGGUUGACCGGUGGCACAGGAUGGGCAGUCGGCUUCAGGUCCUCGAGAACGGCACUCUCAUCAUCGACUCCGUCAGUGAGAAGGACGCUGGCGACUACAUCUGUGUUGCCCGCAACGAUCUCGGCGAUGACCUGCAGCUCCUGAAAGUCGGCGUGUCCAUGAAACCGGCGAAGAUCGAGACCAAGGCCUACGGCAAGAAGCAGGUACCGUACGGCAAAGACCUGCAGGUGGACUGCAAGGCCUCCGGCGCCCCCAUGCCGGAGAUCUCGUGGGGCCUCCCCGACGGCACUGUGGUCAACAGCGCCCUGCAGGCCGACGGGACCAGCAGGGGGCGCUCCAGGCGCUUCAUCCUCUUCGACAACGGGACGCUGUACCUGAACCGAGUGGGCAUGGCGGAGGAAGGCGACUACACGUGCUACGCGGAGAACACCGUGGGCAAGGACGAGAUGCACGUGCACAUCACCGUGGUAACGGCGGCGCCUCGCAUCCGCGCGCCCAGCGCCACCUACGCCAGGGUGGCCCCGGGGGGGAACGUCCGCUUUGACUGCGAGGCCGUCGGAGAACCCAAGCCCAAGAUUCUAUGGAUGCUGCCGUCGAAUGACAUGAUCGCUGCGUCCAACGAGCGCUAUCUGAUGCACGUCAACGGGUCCCUCGAUAUCCGUGACGUCAAGCUGGUGGAUGCGGGAGAAUACGUCUGCAUGGCUCGGAACACUGCAGGAGAUGACAGUAAGGUCUACAAGCUGGACAUUGAUGGAAACCCACCUGUUAUCAACGGAUAUUAUCAAAACAGGACGGUGAUUAAAGAAACCGCAGCAAAAUACUCGAGGAAGUUCAUUGACUGCAAAGCCGUUGGAGACCCACCACCACACAUCACGUGGAUUAUGCCCGAUAACAUAUUUCUCAAAGCUCCUUACUACGGGAGCAGGAUUAACGUGCACCACAACGGCACUCUGGAGAUCCGCAACGUGCGGCCGACCGACUCCGCCGAGUUCAUCUGCAUGGCACGCAACGACGGUGGGGAGGCCGUCAUGGUGGUCCAGCUGGAGGUCACCACCAUGCUGCGCAGGCCCAUCUUCAAGAACCCUUUCAACGAGCGAGUGGUGACGCACAUGGGCAAAACCACCGUCCUCAACUGCUCUGCCGACGGUCACCCACGACCCGACAUCACCUGGAUGCUCCCGAACGGGACUCGUCUGUCCGCGGAGUCGGAACGAGGCUCGCAACAUCACCUGAGUGGCGACGGCACCUUCGUAAUCUACAACCCGGGCAAGGUGGACGCAGGGAAGUACCGCUGCGCCGCCAAGAACAGCGUGGGCUACAUCGAGAAGCUCAUCGUGCUGGAGGUGGGCCAGAAGCCGUACAUCCUGACACGGCCGCGGGGCGUCAUACGGAGCGUGGCGGGGGACCCGCUGUACCUGCACUGCCUGGCUGACGGCAGCCCUCGACCCGGCGUGUCCUGGACACUCCCGGGCGGUCUCGUCCUGACCCAGCCGCAGUCCACCGGCCGCUACCGGCUGAUGGAGAACGGUACGCUGCUGAUCCGCGACACGGUGCUACACGACCGCGGGAGUUAUCACUGCCGAGCGAGGAAUUCUGCCGGCGACGCCCUGCUCACGGUCCCCGUGGUGAUAGUUGCCUUCCCGCCACGUAUCACCACGGGCCCCCCGGCGACCAUCAGAGCUGUCUCAGGGGUUCCGCUGAAGCUCAACUGCCUCGCGACUGGACUCCCUACUCCCGAGAUCACCUGGGAGCUCCCUGACCGGUCGGUGCUCUCCACCGCGGCAAAGGGCCGGCCAUCGGGCAGCGAGCUGCUUCACCCGCAGGGAACCCUGGUCAUUCAGAAACCUACCAACGCGGACUCGGGCGCCUACAAGUGCUUUGCCAAGAACCACCUUGGCACAGACACCCGAAUCACAUACGUCAGGGUUAUAUGAGACUGUGUGUAGGGGAGGAAAGUACAAUGGUAUGAAAGACAUUUGACUUUACAGCCCUGCCAAAAUUGCCUUGCGUCAAUAUUUAUCUGCAAGCGCUAUUUCCAACUGCAACUCAUGUGGAAUAUAUGAGACUUGUUACAGCAAUGAGGCACGAAACAGGAAGUCUGUCGUUGAGACUGAUGAAGCCAAGAGCCGAUGGAUUGCCCUGAGUUCAGGAUCGGUUCCUUGGCAGGGCAUGCAGUAAUUGUGAGGUGUUAUUUUAAUUGGAACGACUCGGAGGUGUGGAAAGCCAACAGUGGCUCCUGGUUUACUGUUUCAGAACAAUGUAUGAGUCAGUUUAGCCUUACAGCAAGCGUUACACACACAUAGAGGGCCGGCCCUUAGCCAGGCUCAGGACAGGGAUACUAUUACCACAGCGGCAGAGAAUGAGUGAGAUCCUCUGGGAUUCCUUUCCCAGGGAUUUGGUCCAUGCACAGCCUACAAACAGUGGCAGAGUGAUCAGCACUGACUGAGAACAUGGUGGAAGGGAGGGCCUCAGCCUUACCAGAUUGCCUGUGGUCCCUAUCCAUACAAGCUAACCCAUUACCGUUUACAUUAUCCACACAGUAUACAUAUUUUGCAGUUUGAACACUGGAUUGAUAUAAUUUGCUACCAAGAUAAACACAUUUGCACCACAAUAGGUUGGCAUAUAAAAUAUGUAAAAUGAUAAGGCUUUGUCUAAAACUAUGCAGUUGUGGGUCUGAUGAUAAGAGUAUAUAAAAGAUUUGACUGCUUUUUAUUUAAUUGUGCAAAGUCAAAGUGCAUUUUUACAAUUAUAUUAUCCCUUUCUCGGAAUACAUGAACACACUUUUACUUUGUAAGUAAUAAUAUGUUAGUGUCAUGGAAAUAUUACAUAUCCUAAUAACAAUAAAUAUUGUUUUUGAGGGUAA